UUCUCGCACUUCGAAGAGCUGUACAUAUGGUACAAUACAAGUAUGCUUAUGCUCACCAUAUGGUGAGCUCACUGCUUACCAUCCAUACAGCACAGUGCGCACAAGCAAUGAGCAUGGCUUCGCGUUUGGAAGUUGAACGCCUUAUUGGCGAAGUCGAAAAGAGGCCAAUAUUGUGGAAUGUCAAGCUGAAAGCGUAUAAAGAUGUGAUAAAGAAGCAACUACUCUGGACGGAGGUCGCAGACACUCUAGGAAUCCAAGAACACUUGUUUCGUGCAGUUGACGCAGCUCAGAAGAAAUGGAAGUCAAUACGAGACAAUUUCUGGAAAAAGUUCCAAGAAAUAAGAAAAAAGAAGAGGAGCGGUGCCUCUUUUGAGGAGUGCGAGGUUUACCCGGAAGACGACACCUGGCCCUACUUUGGGCAGCUGUUCUUUUUAAAAGAUGUGUGCACUACGAGGAGGUAUUUUCUUUGUACACCAUUAAGCAUUUAACCAUUAAGUACUAGCUCUGAGUGUCAGUAACUCAUUUAAGAAUGCUGUGUUGUUAACUCCUACAAUUGCCCUUUUAAUGCCACACCUAUAUGUCUUUCUUGCUUUGUUCUUACACUAGUGGUUAAACCACAGCAGUUCAUGCAAGUGUUUAAAGUGAACACUUUUGAAAUGCUCAAAUACUGGCAUGUUUGUGCUGUCAAUAUAUUACUCCAGUCCACCGGAUAUUACUGAACCGGAAUGUGAAUACACAGAUGAAAGUACUUCUGUUUGUGACAUGUCUGACAACGUUUUUGUUAAAUCCUACUUUAGGACUUCUGGAAACCUCCAACUGCCUCCUGUAGCGCCCAUGGACAGAGCGGGGACGGCUGACACAGUGUCGUCUCUCAUUAAUUCAUUUUACAAUGUAGCAGAUGACGACACUGUGCAGUCAACCUCUCUGGCUGUGAGUGAUAUUCCCCCGACCCAAGGAGCAUCCCAGCAGUCCUCAGCUUACCCAUCCUUUGAAACCUGUAUGUCCCCUGUAUCUGCCUCACCUGCAUCCCACAGCCAGUCCUAUACCCCAAACCUUCCUGCUGCACUACCCAACACUCCAUCAUCACCUAUUCCUACAUCCAGCACUGAAACUCCUUGCGCUACAACACCUCGCACAGCAACCCCUAGACAACCACCUCGUGCGGCAGAAUUAAGUAAAAAGCGGAAGAGGAGAAAUAACAACAGCGAGGAGGAUGCAUACCUGCGUGCCAUUGACGAACGCCUUCAAAACAAGCCCGAUGAGCAUGAAAGUUUUGCUGCCGUAUUAGCUGAAGGCAUGCGGAGGUGCGCUCCGGAGCAUAUCAAUGACAUGAGGAUUGAAUUCAUACAAAUACUUAAAAAAUAUGACAAAAUGUAAAUCUAGAUUUAAUGGAAGAUUUAGGUGUGGAAUCAUUUGCUGCAUCGGACAUUAAUAUUUAUUCCUUCUUAUUUUUUAUCUUAGUAAUUCACAUUAGCUGUACUGUAGUU
Messenger RNA from Ornithodoros turicata, 1487 nucleotides. Its product is annotated as transcription factor Adf-1-like. The transcript has 2 exons. Gene Ontology annotation, cellular component: nucleus; transcription regulator complex. Bases 27 to 488 code for a protein of 153 amino acids. The record is from RefSeq and is a predicted model, not a curated record. Gene Ontology annotation, biological process: regulation of transcription by RNA polymerase II. NCBI's taxonomy places the organism in Eukaryota, Metazoa, Arthropoda, Arachnida, Ixodida, Argasidae.